CAGGGAUUCUGAGCAGCCGGUGGCUUUAGAAGAAACUGAAACUUGGUUUGCUGGGGGCGGAGUGGUCACCGGGGAUUUAAAGAGCUGCCACUUCCUUGGGCCCCCAGAGGGCACUGGGAGGUCACAGUGGCAGAGGGACACCCGAACUGAGCCUCUGCCUACCCCCUGCCUAAGCCAUGCACCUCUGUGGGGGCAAUGGGCUACUGACCAGGACGGACCCCGAGGACCAUCAGAGGCUGAAGAAGAAACAGAAGAACCGCGCAGCGGCCCAGCGCAGCCGGCAGAAGCACACGGACAAGGCGGACGCCCUGCACCAGCAGCACGAGACCCUGGAGAAGCACAACCACGUGCUGCGAAAGGAGAUCCAGGCCCUGCAGGCCGAGCUGGUGUGGUGGAGCCGGACCCUGCGCACACACGAGGACAUGUGCCUUGUGGACUCUGCCACCUGCUUGGCUCCAGUGACUCCUGGCGGCUGGGGCCAGACGGAGCGGCCCCCGGACCCCAUGUUCCAUGGACAACAUGGCUGCCAGGAGCCUUUGGGCCUGUUCCAGACCCCAGUCUCCUCUCCCUCGGCUCACCGGCUCUCUCCAGAUCUGCAGCCUCACAGUUCGCCUGGCCUCCCCGUGUCCCCUCUGCCCUCUCUGUCCCUUGGCUCUACCAAGGUCACCGCACCUUCUGCCCAGCCGUCCCCCAGCCCUGUCCAGUCAGCCUCACCCCUUGGCUCCAGCCUUCCAAGGCCUUCCUCUGAGCUCGACACCCUACUGCCCAGCCCCCCAGCCCUAUGCGGCCCUCUACAACCCCUUGUGAUGGAGCACCCCACCAGCGGGAAGCUGGGGUCUUCCCCUGACAACCUCUCAGUGGCUCUGGGGGUGGCCUGCCUGCAGGGUAGCGAACACAAGCCUGCGGUGCUCUCAGCUGCACAUCAGCUCGGGCUGGGGGUGGAUCCCAGCCCCCACCCCCUCUUGGCCUUCCCCCUGCUCUCCUCUGCUCAAGUCCACUUCUAACGCAUCCCUGGGAGCUGAGCUAGCCCCUUUCUUGGGCUGAAGUAGCAGCCUUAGCACACAGGCAUCUCCUCGUCUUCCACUGGAGGUUGCCUUUCUUGGUUGACCAGCUGGCCCACCAUUUCACCAGGAAAAGAACGUCUUCGCUGCUGCCCAGCACUCCGCCGGGCCCUGUGACCGCCAUUAUCUCAUUUCAACUUCAUGGUCAUUCCGCAAAAAUCCAGAUGAUCACUCCACCUUUUUAGAUAAAGAGACAGAGGCCAGAGAAGCCGUGUGACAUGCCCAAGGUCACAAAGUCUUUUUCUGGGACCUGAAACACCACCAUCUGCUCUUCCUUCUCCUGGUGGGAUCCUCAUCCGGGCACCCUAGGAGCUAAAGUCCUAGAAACUGGGGGCUGGUAUGAGGAGGUUUACGUGCUGGGAGCAGGGAGGAGCUUUUUCUUCUGGUUUUCGAUUCCCAGAGCCAUGGACAGUUCCUGAAACCCCGCCCUAGCUGGGGCUAGUCCAGAGUCCAAGCCUGCAUGGGGAGAGGCCAGGCAGGGGCCCAGAAGGCCCGGAAGUGGACUCUUUCUCCCCUAGCAGUGUUUUCAGUGCCAAGGAACUGAACCUGUAGUCUGGAGCUGGGGAGAAGCCUGGAACAGUCCCCCUCCACCCGCAGGGAUUUCUGCAGGAGGGGCACCCAUAGCCAUACCAAGACCUGUGGAAGAUUCUCCGAGGUCAGCUCUCCAGGCUAUUCCCCAAUAGCUCCCUGCCUCUCCCAGGCACUAUCAGCUCAGCGGCAGUAUCGCCGGGAUGGGGUCAUGGGGAGGGGUUCUCACUCAGACUCAAGACAAGCUCAGUAACGAGCCUGAGAGGAGAAACCCCAAAUCUUCCCCCAGAUUUUCACACACAUGUAAACAGACUACUAUGCUGGUAUUUGACACACUCCAGGACACUGAGCGCAAGUCUCGGCACACAUGCUAUGGUAAAUAAAUUAAAGUGUUUUCCAAUUCUUUUUGCCUUU
This is a messenger RNA of Neogale vison (American mink), 2003 nucleotides long. RefSeq names its product basic leucine zipper ATF-like transcription factor 2 (gene BATF2). NCBI's taxonomy places the organism in Eukaryota, Metazoa, Chordata, Mammalia, Carnivora, Mustelidae. Bases 177 to 1004 code for a protein of 275 amino acids. The record is from RefSeq and is a predicted model, not a curated record. Gene Ontology annotation, biological process: regulation of transcription by RNA polymerase II. Gene Ontology annotation, cellular component: nucleus. The transcript is spliced from 3 exons. Gene Ontology annotation, molecular function: DNA-binding transcription factor activity, RNA polymerase II-specific; RNA polymerase II cis-regulatory region sequence-specific DNA binding.